Molecule: messenger RNA, 1446 nt
Organism: Pyricularia grisea
Lineage: Eukaryota; Fungi; Ascomycota; Sordariomycetes; Magnaporthales; Pyriculariaceae
Exons: 3
Coding region: 247-837 (196 amino acids)
Biological process (GO): proton motive force-driven ATP synthesis
Molecular function (GO): proton transmembrane transporter activity
Source: RefSeq, a predicted model, not a curated record
CUCUUUUUCCCAAGCUGCCAACCAAAUCGCCCCGACGACGACGACGACUCCUCCUCGCACCAGCCAACCCGACCGGGGGGAAAUAGGAUAAACCAGACAAAAAUAAAGGACGACCAGCUCUUUUUUCGAUACAAAAAAAAAAAGAAUAAAAAUUCAAAGGGAACAACUCGCUCGAACCAUCACAUACGAGGAGACAAACAAACCCCCGGGGAACAUCACACUCCUUCAAUCUUAAUAAAACCAAAAAUGUCGUUCGCCAUCGCCAUGCGCCGUGUGGCCCUCGCGCCCUCGACACGCACCGUUGCCGCCCGCCGCUUCGAGUCCUCUGCCGCCAGCAAGGCCCAGAGCACCGCAAAGGACACGGCCAACAAGGCCGCACAGGGCCUGACCCGCGUCGCCAGUGCCGCCGGUCCCGCCAUCACCAACGCCGCGAAGGGUGCCUCUGAGGCUUUGGGCAAGGUCGGUGGUCGCACAGGGAAGCUGAUCAAGUUUGUUGAGCGCCAGGUUCCUUUUGUCGUCUACUACACAAAGGUCGGCGUUGAGGUUGCCAAGAUUGUCUUCCGUGGCCAGCAGAUGUCUCCUCCAUCAAUGCAAACCUUCCAGAGCUACUUCCAAAACGUAUGGAAGCAGCUGCAGAACCCGCAAGCUCUGAUGCGCCAGCUGUCGUCUAAGAUCCCUACCCAGAACCCGGUCGAGGGUGUGAAGAACAUCAGCGCAGCUCAAUGGACCGCCGCUGGUGUGCUGGGCGCUGAGCUCGUUGGCUUCUUCACCGUCGGCGAGAUCAUCGGCCGCAUGAAGCUCGUUGGCUACCACGGCGAGGUCGAGCACCACCACUAAUUUGCUCUCUAUUGAAAGAUGGUAUGGCGGUUAGUUGUUGGAGAUGACGGACGUGGAUGGAAAGUGGCAACGCGUGAAGGCUGGGAAUUGAUGCGGGCUGGGGUUGAGAUCGAUUGUCAGGUCGUCUCACCUGAGCCAACCAGCUCAUCCUGGACCAAACAAAGAUCAAGCACUAGAUCAUUUGACCGCCCAACUAGCUUUCUGCACCCCAUCUCCGGCAACAUGCACGUCGGAGCUGGCGCAGUUAUCCUUGUUACUCCCAGACACGGCUGGAUAUCGAGCAAGCAACCAAUCCUAUAUCUUGUCACGCCGGAUUCCUCAGUCUUAACUUACUCGGGAACUUACUUUUUCUCUGCCAUACCUACGUUAUAUGGGUAUAUUUUUUGUUUAUUUUUCCUUUGUUCAAAACAUCUUUUGACUGCAGCAAACAAAUGUACCAAUAGACCAAACAACCUGCAUAAAGGGAUAAAAGACCUGAAAGGGAUCGGGAGAAGCGCGUAUAGAGCGUGGUUCAGAGGAAGAUGAAAAGGGGAGGAUAGGGGUAGGAAGGGAACGAGAUGGGGGUAACAAAUCACGCCCUUAGACACAAGAACUAAUGAAUGGUUUCGA